Molecule: messenger RNA, 3455 nt
Organism: Metopolophium dirhodum (rose-grain aphid)
Lineage: Eukaryota; Metazoa; Arthropoda; Insecta; Hemiptera; Aphididae
Gene: Rab3
Product: ras-related protein Rab-3
Exons: 5
Coding region: 730-1386 (218 amino acids)
Biological process (GO): protein secretion; regulation of exocytosis; protein localization to plasma membrane
Cellular component (GO): endosome; synaptic vesicle; plasma membrane
Molecular function (GO): GTP binding; GTPase activity
Source: RefSeq, a predicted model, not a curated record
UAUAGGCUCUACCGUCGUUUUUCUUUCGGGCAUUUUUCCUCCUCGUUUUCAGUUUAAUUUUUCCGCCCGCGACGUUCUCGCGCACCGCCGGUUGCUCGCACACCGCGCUAAAUCUCUGCCGCGGGAACAGCUCGUCGCCGACCACUGCCAUACAUUACCCGGACAACCACGCGUCGUGUAGCAGCGGCCGGAUCCAGAGUCCUCUCCCAAACCGUGUAGGAGGCGUACACGUUUUCAAAUACGCGCGCGAAAACCGUCCAUUAUUAUUGUAAUAAUAUAUUAUUAUUAAUUAAAAACACAGCGCGCGCGUUUCGUCCGGAUCCGGCAAACCCGCCGCGACACCAGGUGGCGCCCCGUCGUCUCGUCGCCGCCGCCGUCGCGCAUAUCGAUUGGGCUUUUGAUCCUUUUCGCUCGCCGUGCGUAUACCUUCGCCCGCGCGCGAGUGUGUACGUGUAGUGUGUGUGUGUGUGUGUGUGUGUGUGUGUGUGUGUCGAGUGCGCGAGUGUGUGCGCAUAUUUCCGGAACGUAUCUCCUGCACGUACACGGACGCCGCCGAUGACAAGCGUCUGAACUCGUGUACGAACUUAUCCAAGUUUGCGUGCCGUGCACACAGUGUGGGAGGCGGUACGAGCACUCCCCCCCACCCCUCGUCCGACAGUAUUAUAAUAUAGUCGCCGCCGAGUUUCGCACGAGCAACGACCGUCGUUUGUCGGGCGCACAGCUGCAAAGAUGGCCGGCCAAGACGGUAAAUGGCAGAAGGAAGGGUCCGACCAGAACUUCGAUUACAUGUUCAAGUUGCUCAUCAUCGGCAACAGUAGCGUCGGCAAGACUUCGUUCCUGUUUCGGUACGCCGACGACAGUUUCACGUCGGCCUUCGUGUCCACGGUGGGCAUCGAUUUCAAAGUAAAAACCGUGUUCAGGCACGACAAACGGGUCAAACUUCAGAUAUGGGACACGGCGGGCCAGGAACGUUACAGGACCAUCACGACGGCGUAUUACAGGGGCGCCAUGGGGUUCAUUCUCAUGUACGACAUCACCAACGAGGAGUCGUUCAACAGCGUGCAGGACUGGGUAACACAGAUCAAGACAUACUCUUGGGACAACGCGCAGGUGAUACUGGUGGGCAACAAGUGCGACAUGGAACACGAACGUGUGAUAUCGUACGAGCGGGGCAAAACGCUGGCCGACGAGCUGAACAUCGAAUUCUUCGAGACGUCCGCCAAAGACAACCACAAUGUCAAGGCCGUGUUCGAACGACUCGUGGACAUCAUAUGCGACAAGAUGUCCGAGAGCUUGGACUCGGACCCGACACUGGUGGCCGGAGCCAAGGGCACCAGACUCACCGAACAGCCGCAGGGUCCAAACAAUCCGAAUUGCAACUGUUAAGAGUCUCGUACCUGGUUUCGGAUACACACCACGGCCCCGCGAGAUACUUCAAACAACAAAACCCGUCGCAGCAGUACCGAAACAUAAAAAGACACACUUAACAGAAUUAUUAAACAUUUCAAAAAAAAAAAAAACCACAAAAUUUUCAAACAAACCAUAUUAUUAAAACCGAUAACCUUGGACAGCGGAUCGUUCAUGUAAUAUAUUGUAGGCUGAAAAGCGACGAGUACUUAACAUACAACACACGUAUUGUUAUAAUAUACGUAUAUUGUAUAUUAUUUAUAAACGAUAUUAUACAAUAUUAAUAUGAUAGAGCCACUACCUCAUCUGCAGAUAUUGUUUCAUAUAGAGACGUCGUGUGUCCGUUUUCUUGUAACUUAUUGUUGUUCAGCGAAGACUUCGUAAAAAAUUAACCACGGGAUUGUCACAUAAUUUUGUUUAAAUUUAACAAUAUAACAGUACAAUGUAUUCGUAGGUACCUAUAAUGACUAUAGUAAUAAUAAUAAUAUAAUACCUAUACUAUUAUAUUCUACGCCGGACAAUAAUCAUUUUUUUUUUCUUUGGUUUUAGUCGAGUUAUCACAAAAUAUUAGCCGCGAUCGUACUACAUGUUUUUAGCACAACACUUAUAUUACGACGUUACCUAUAUGUAUAUAAUACGACGACGAGAAGUUUAAAUUAAAAUUAAGUGUUUUUGAGCGGAAGAAAACAACGCGUACGAUGAAAAAUUAAUAUCAGUGUAGGUAUAACUCCCGGAGACUGCAUGCAGCAUCAGUGUAUUUUACGCGCGUUUCAAAAUUCGUUCAAAAUAAAAAGAUGGUAAAGAUAAUAAUAAUGAUAAAAAAAAAAAAAAAAAACGUAAUACCAAGUGAGAGUGCUUUCUGCGACGACCGAUGACAUUGUAUGCGAAAAAAAAAAUCAAAUUAUAUUAACGUUCAACACGAUGACUUUCGAUCACGUUCGCGGCGAACACUCAAUACGGAACAUUCGGUGAAUAUAAUAAUAAUAAUAAUAAAAUAUUAUAGUUUCGUAUGCGUACUUGACAACGAGUUGACACAUUUUUUUCUUUUGUCUCCGUCUAGCGCCGGUCCUCGAUCUAGAUUCCUCCUUCGAUAAUAAUACAUUUUGUGCGCUAUAUAAUGAUAUUAUUUUACAAUAUUUAUGCCAUGCCAUGCCAUCCCAUAUUCUCUUAGGGUGCUUUCGACGAUACAAUAUUCGACUACGCGUGUUAUUGCGUUGUAUAUAAUAAUAUACUAUAAAUAGGUAUGUGUUCACCUGCACAACAAUAAUAAUAAUAAUAGUAUCGAUAAUAUUAUUAUUAUGAUAAAUCGUCAACGAUUAUAUCGCCGUCGACGAAAAUAUAUCUUAUAACAUUUAUGUUUCGUUAUUGGACUUACGCGCGCGCCCGAAUGAAUUUUUUAGUAAAAUAAUAAUUUAAUAUUACAGUGCAGUUGUAGUCCGUCGCAGACCGUUCUUAUAUUCAGCACCACUCGGCGUGUAGUUUUAAAUGUAUUAUAUAUAAUAUAGUUGAACUAUACUAUAACUAGUAUUUACUACUACUACUACUACUACUAAUUAAAUAUUAAUAAUAAUAUAUAGAGGCGUACUCGUGUUAAAAACAUUUUCUAGUCGGAUCAUGUUGAUGCGCGCUCUUUAGUGACGCGUGUAUAUACAUAUAGAGGAGGUAGUUUAUUAUUAUUAUAUAUUAUAUAAGAAAAAAAAAUUAAUAAUAAUAAUAUUAUAUAAUAUAUAGCAAUCGAUUGUUCGUUUGGUCUUGAUGUUUGAAAUUUAUCCCGUUAAAAAUGAAAACCGUUUUUGAAAACGAAAAAAAUUACUAUAUUAUGCCGUUUUGCAUUACACGCUAAACAACAACGUUAACGUGUAUUAUACAUAUACAUAUUUAAUAUUUAUAUAUAAUUGUAUUUGAUUUUUGACUACAGUUAAUUAUUAUUAAUUAUUAUUAAUUAUUAUUAUUAUUAUUAUUAUUAUAUUACAAAUUUAUUAAUAUAUUAUAUAGGUAAUUAUUAUUUCGUGUAUAGAUAAAUUGGAAUAAAAACUAUCAAUCCAAAA